Sparassis crispa is the source of this 1200-nucleotide messenger RNA. Its product is annotated as Mitochondrial tRNA-specific 2-thiouridylase 1. Gene Ontology annotation, molecular function: sulfurtransferase activity. The record is from RefSeq and is a predicted model, not a curated record. Lineage: Eukaryota; Fungi; Basidiomycota; Agaricomycetes; Polyporales; Sparassidaceae. Bases 1 to 1200 code for a protein of 399 amino acids. Gene Ontology annotation, biological process: tRNA wobble position uridine thiolation. The transcript is spliced from 9 exons. Gene Ontology annotation, cellular component: mitochondrion.
AUGCAGCUUGGCGUGCUCGGGCGUAGGCUUGCACUGUACCACAACCAUGUAGCGAGGCUUGUUCCUCGGAAGGGCGAUCGUGUCGUCGUCGCGAUGUCGGGCGGAGUAGACUCGUCGGUGGCCGCGAGGCUGCUCUCUGAAAAGGACUACGACCUGUCCGCCGUGUACAUGCGCAACUGGGACACGCGCGACGAGUCGGGGACCGACAGCGGCUGCGAGUGGAAGAAGGACUGGGCGGAUGUCCAGCGUGUGUGCGACAUGCUCAGCAUCCCCUACAGGAUGAUCGACCUGUCCCGCCAGUACUGGACGCGCGUCUUCGAGCCCGCCCUCCGCAUGUGGGAGGCGGGCGCGACGCCGAACCCUGACAUAUGGUGCAACAAGGAAGUCAAGUUUGGCGCGCUCAUGGAACAUCUCACCGACAAAGCUUCCUGGCUUGCCACAGGCCAUUACGCCGACAAAUCCUGGUCUCCCAUGCCCACCCGUCUGUCGUAUAUGUUGUCUGGCGAUCACCAGGUGCCCCGUCCGCAACUCUUGCGACCAGCGGAUAGGUCCAAAGACCAGACUUACUACCUCUCGGCCAUACCGGAGGCGAGCCUCGCGCGCUCAAUCUUCCCGCUAGCCAGAAUUAGCAAGCCCGAGGUGCGUGCGCUUGCGCGGAAGUGGAGGCUUCCGACCGCGCAGAGGGAGGAGAGCAUGGGUAUAUGCUUCGUUGGAGAGAAAAGGAAAUUUGACGACUUCAUUUCCCAGUACAUUACACCUAAUCCGGGCCCAAUAAUCGAUCUCGCGACGGCGAAGGCUCUGGGCACGCAUCACGGUCUAUGGCAGUACACCGUCGGUCAGGGAGCGAAAAUACGAGGCAUGCCGGAGAAGAUGUACGUCGCGAAAAAGGAUGCCGAGAAGAACGAAAUAUAUGUGGUUGCUGGCUCAAAUCAUCCCGCGCUAUAUCGCGCAGACAUCAUCGCGACGGAUUGGCGAUGGAUCUGGGCUGACGCCCCUCCAGCGGGGAUUGAUGAGGGAGGUUUCCGCGGCCGAAUUCAGGUUCGGCAUCGCAUGAUGGACGUGCCGUGUGUGGUGCGCAGAGGGGACGCGGAGGGCGCCCUGCGAAUCACGUUCGACGCGCCGCAGAAGGCCGUUGCGCCCGGCCAAAUCGCCACGGUGUGGGACGGAGAUUGGUGCCUUGGCUGCGGCACCAUUACAUGA